AUGGUUUCGUUAGAGAACGGUAUCGGAACAACGGGCGGCUUCACCUGUGGCCGGGCCUUUGUUAUGGGUCACCAGCGUCUCUCAGGUGGGUUGGGACCAGUUUCAGCAUUCAUUGAUUGCUUUAGGAUUGGGUUAUUGCUUUUCUGCGUCCCUUCCGCCUCUUUUGGCUGCAGCUGCCAUUGAGGCGUUGCAUCUAAUUGACGAUAAUAAAAAUCUUGUUGGUCGUUUGGGCCAAAUCUCAAAACGAAUUCAUGACACUAUCGAAGCAUCGCUUCAACACACCGAGUUUGUUCUCCAAGGCGCUCCUCAUUCCCCGUUGAAGUUAAUUCACUGCAAGGAAGAAGACAGCGAAAAGAGGCUUAAUCAACUUGUUGAGAAGGUGGGCAUACAUAGAGUACUCAAAACAACCUAAUAUUUAAGUUUAUGGGAAACGGAAUCGUUGUGACCCGCUCAAGGUUUCUGGAUCAGUCGGAAACAUUUGCAGUCCCUAAAGGGUAAGUUUGAUUUGUCGCUAACAAUCCAUAAGGGGGUUCCGAGUAAAUUAAAAUACUUUUGCCCAUGACGCUCAACACGAGUUUUGCCCAUAACAACUUUUUCUUCUGCACUGUACAAGGCCCACCAAAAUAGGCAAAAACUUUGCGAGGUGCGAAUAAUUCUUUCUACUGCGCCGUUCAGAACAAGUUGUAUCCUUGUUCUAUGUUCGGCUCCGCACAUUGCAGGACAAAAAGUUCGGUAUGCGAGAAACUGGUUGGAGCAGCAUGGACGAAAUUUUUAAAAUUUUCUCGGAACCCUCAUUGUCUUCUCAGAAUCAAACUGACAUGCAAUGCCGGAUGGACCGAUGACGAACUGAACCAUGUUCUUUCCUCAAUAAAAUCAACUUUCGUUUAA
Molecule: messenger RNA, 888 nt
Organism: Bursaphelenchus xylophilus (pine wood nematode)
Lineage: Eukaryota; Metazoa; Nematoda; Chromadorea; Rhabditida; Aphelenchoididae
Source: the annotation of a GenBank genome assembly